AGAAGAAGCAGAACGAGAUGGCCGAGAGACGAUUGCCUUGGGAAGUGAGCUCCCGUAGUUGCCGCAGAUUGGCACCUCCUCCUCCCCCGCCGCUGGUCUCUCGCGUCUCGGGCCUGUUCCUUUAAGAGCCACUGCCGAAAGACGCACUCGGUAUUGCUUUGCAGACAGUAUCCGUGCGCUCGUUCGUCGGGGUGGCUGGAUGAAAGAGCGGAAAGUUUACGGCUGGCAGGCUCCCACCCCGGGAUGAGUGAAUGAGUGGCCCGCUGCUCCCGCCCCCUGCAGACGGCUUGCGGCGGCGUUGCGCUGGCUCCAAGUGGCACCGUCUCAGUCUCCCCCGGAGCGGAGGAAAGGCGCAGGGGUUCGUCCGCGCAUGGCGCUGGUUACCGUCUGUCGUUCCCCAUCGGGGAGUGGCCACUCGACUCCCACCGGCUGCAAGGAUGAAGAUGUUCCCAGAAAGAGACAGUUGCAGCGACGCCACAGCUUUGUCAUGGUCAAAGGAGCUGCUCUACUCCUGCCAGAAGAAGACAAGUUGGAACCAGUCCAGGAGGGUCCGGCAACCCCCCUAGACCAGACACCUAAAAGUGAGGAUGCUGUAGCUGGGCAGCAAGAACUGCACCUGAAGCAAAUGGUGGGGCUGCUGCGGCCAGAAGACACCAUCCAGCUGGCUGUGAGACUGGAGUCAGCGCGAGCCCAUAGAAUCCGAUACCUGUUGGUGGUCUCAGCAGCGGAGAUGGAGGGCAAGAGCGAGAUGGUGCUUUUGGGGGUGGACUUCCCUGACGAAAGCUUGGCUACCUGCACCCUGGGUAUGGUGCUUCCACUUUGGAGUGACACCCAGGUUUUCCUUGAUGGCGAUGGGGGCUUCAGUGUGACAUCUGGGGGACAAACACGGAUCUUUAAGCCCAUCUCUGUCCAGACCAUGUGGUCAGCACUGCAAGUACUGCACAAAGCAUGCAGCGAAGCGGUCUGCAACAACUAUUUUCCUGGAGGGGGUGCAUUGAGCUGGACCGAGUGGUAUCAGAAGGCUGUGAAUUCUGACCAGAGCUGCAUUAAUGAGUGGCUAGCCAUGUCUGACCUGGAAUCUGUGCGGCCCACUUCUCCUUCCAUCUUCUCUGACCAGCCGACAGCACAGGAGAUGACAGAGCGGAUGAUCCGGGCCAAGCUGCGUGAGGUGAUGGGCACCACUGACCUGGAGAGCAUCACCUCCAAGGAGAUCCGUACAGAACUGGAGCAGCGAGUUGGCUGCAGCCUGAAAGACUACAAGGAGUUUAUUGACAACGAAGUGUUGCUUAUCAUGGCACAGAUGGAUCGGCCUUCUAAGAUCUUUGACUACCUCUACUUGGGCUCUGAAUGGAAUGCCGCCAACCUUGAGGAGCUCCAAAAGAACAGAGUCAGCCAUAUCCUCAAUGUGACUCGUGAGAUUGACAACUUCUUCCCAGAGCAUUUCACUUACAUGAACGUGCGUAUCUAUGAUGAAGAGGCCUCACAACUAUUGCCAUACUGGAAGGAGACCUACAGCUUCAUUUCAGCUGCUCGGAUCCAAGGCUCUCGGGUAUUGGUGCACUGCAAAAUGGGAGUGAGCCGUUCUGGCUCCACGGUGAUUGCCUAUGCCAUGAAGGAGUAUGGUUGGUCACUGGAACGGGCCCUUGGUCACGUGCGAGAACGGCGACCAAUUGUCCACCCCAAUCCAGGCUUCAUGAGACAGCUGGAACUUUACCAGGGCAUUCUGGAUGCCAGCCGUCACAGCAGCCUGUGGGAACAAAAGGUGGGAGAUGCCCCAUCAGGAGGCUCUUCCGAUAUAAGUGAUGCCAGCAGUGGUCAUUCUGGAAGCCUGGAAUAUGAGACUCUGAGCUCAGAUGAAGAACCAGAGGUGCCAGUAACAACUCCCCAGUAUUGCUUUCGUCCUCUGCAUGAGCCUUCCGAGAAUCCCAGUCAUCCUCUGCCCCCCACUGGCAGCCCCCAGCUCAGUCCUCAGGCAGUGGAAGACGCUGGGGCAUCAGAUGAUUCAGGAGCUGAGGAGGUGCGGAGACACCUAGCUACCAUGACAGUGCCUGAGAAGCCAGCCAUACUCCGACGGGAACGCAUUAACCUUUAUGCAAUUAUGCGCAGCAUCAGUGAGAUGGAUAGCCCAGAACACACCUCUGUGACGGAGGGCACACCUGAGGAAGAGGUAUUUCUUCAUGCCGAAAGGAAGACCUGUGAACCAUCAUCCCAAAGUGAGGAAAAUGAAAGGCCAGUGACAGACUCUACAGCAAAGUCAUCCCUGCCAGGGGAUCAGUGGGCACAUGGACGGAGGCCAGGGCGACGGGGACGUAGCAGGGCUUCCAGAGGCCAUGCUCAGCCUUGCAAGCAGCUCUCAUACCACCCAGCACCAGGCAAAGUGUAUAAAGCUGUUCGGCACAUGGAGGGUUCUGUCUCGCGUGGGCGCAGGCCCCCCUUGCAGCACCGCCUCUCGGUGGCUCAUCUGGCUGAUGCUGCCCUGGUGGUGAGUCGGACCAAGGAGUUUGAGGGACAGAUGGAUCCUGAAAUUUCCAAGAAGCUCCAAUCGCCAUCUUCCUUGCCAUGCUCCAGGUCUCGACGAGUUGUGCGCCAGGCCAGUGUUGACAUGGACCCCAGUUUGGUCUGAAGACCUUUUCCCUGCCUUUCCCCCUUUCUUCUGUCAGUAAGCAAAGGAUUUCAUGGGGUCCCAAGGCUGAACACACGUUAGUGAUAUUGAGCUGGGGGAGAUGUAUCUUCUGUACACUGCCUAGGAGGAAGAGCGAGGAGGAGAGAACUGUUCUGCUGUUCAAGAGACCACAGCUGCUUUUCAAGUGCAUCUGUUCUUUCUAUGGGAAGUGGCAGCAGGACCAGUGUUCUUACUGGCUUUACUCCAUUUAUUUGUACAGACCUGCUAAGGGCCCUACAGACUUCAUGGUUUAAGUUCCAUAUGGCAGGGCUGUCUGUUCCUUUAAUUCACUUUGAAUGCCUUCAUAUUCUUUUCUUCCCCAAUCCGAUAUUUUCCAGAUGUUUUGGACUGGAAUUAUGGUCAUCCCCACCUAGCACAAUGGUGGAAGUUGUAGUCAAGCAUACCUGAGGCCUCCAGAUGGGCCAAAGGUUGCUUUACAGAGAAGGUUUAAGACUGUAACCUCUCACUGUGAUCCAAGUGGGGAAUGAACUGCUUUCUCUUUAUUUUUGUGUACUUACAGUCACUGUGCCAUUGCCAGCUUAACACAGCCUGAAAAUAAAGUUAAUUCAUUUUCCACUUGGUAAACUCAGGUUGUAUGUCUUCUUUUGAAGCAUAUCUCCAUUCCUAACCCUAACCAAACCCUAACCAAAAUAACAGGGAAAGGGGCAGCUCUUGGUUUUUAUACUGGGACUGGGUUUAUACCGCAUGCUAAGCCAUGCUUUGUCUAGUUAGGCUUCACCUGAUGUGUGACCCCCACCCCCACCACUGUAGUUUGUAAAUCAUAAUAUAUGGUUUGGCGUGUUGUGCAACCUAGGCAAUUGUGGUUUGUUCAAGAACCAUGGUGAAAAUAAACCAUGGGCGGGCAUGUUGCAUGAAUUCAGUCUGGGAGUGAAAGCACAACCCAUGAGACUAACAGCAACAAAAGCAUCCAACAACUAACAGGCUGUGAAGCAAUUACCUGGGUUCUUCACAGCAGUUAAUGAGGUGAAUCUUGCCCAUGCUUAUUAGCACAGCAAAGCUGCUCAGGCCUGGCUCACUAUGUCAGCAGUUCUCAACCUUUUUGGUACCAGGGACCGGUUUCGUGGAAGACAAUUUUUCCAUGGACCGGGGGGGGGGGGGGAGGAUGGUUUCGGGAUGAUUCAAGUGCUUCCUCUUUUUCCUGACCUUUUUAUUAUUUUUUCUUCGCGCCGUUUGGAGAUAGCAGCCAAUGGGCUUGCUUUCUCUGACAGGAGGCGGAACUCAGGCGGUAAUGCGAGCUAUAGGGAGUGUCUGUAAACACUCAGGCUGUAAAUUCACUCUCUGGCCCACCACUCACCUCCUGCUGUGCCACCCGCUUCCUAACAGGCCACAGACUGGUACCGGUCUGCGGUCCAGGGGUUGGGGACCCCUGCACUAUGUGAUCAAAGUUUACAGUAACUGGGCCUGUUAUUACACGUAUCUCACCCAUUAUCAGUAGUGAGGAGUCGAAGGAAGAACCGGUUUCAUUGUAGCUAUAAUGAAUGAAAAUGAAAUAAAACAUCUGUAGAGGAAAAAAAAUAAACUACAGGCA
Messenger RNA from Candoia aspera, 4211 nucleotides. RefSeq names its product slingshot protein phosphatase 3 (gene SSH3). Gene Ontology annotation, molecular function: protein tyrosine/serine/threonine phosphatase activity; actin binding. Gene Ontology annotation, biological process: protein dephosphorylation; actin cytoskeleton organization; negative regulation of actin filament polymerization. The record is from RefSeq and is a predicted model, not a curated record. The coding region runs from base 371 to 2623 and encodes 750 amino acids. Lineage: Eukaryota; Metazoa; Chordata; Lepidosauria; Squamata; Candoiidae. Gene Ontology annotation, cellular component: cytoplasm. The transcript has 14 exons.